UUCGUUGGGUUAACGAUUGGGAUAUACGAUUGACCGAAACUCCCCCGCCUUCACAACGGUCACAUCGAUUUACAGUGUUAAAACGACCUCGUUUACCGCUCUCCUUAUUCUUUUAAUCCCUAUCCAAAAACCUAGAAAAACAAAUAUCGCAUUGAUCUCUCAAAUCAAAACCCCUAAAACCCUCAAAUCCCCUACCAUGGCAAUCGCGAGAACGGGCGUCUACGUCGACGAUUAUUUGGAGUACUCAAGCACCUUGCCAGCUGAGCUUCAAAGACUCCUCAAUACAAUUCGAGAACUCGAUGAACGGUCCCAAUCUAUGAUUAAUCAGACGAGGCAGCAAACUAAGUAUUGUUUAGGAAUUGCGGCGAACAGAGGGAAUGGAAAUAGUUAUAUGAAUAAUGGUCAUGAAGAUGAGGAAACCGUUGAGAAAAUGAGGAAGGAUAUAGAGGCCAGUCAAGAAAAUGCACUGAGUUUGUGCACUGAGAAGGUUUUGCUGGCGCGGCAAGCUUAUGAUUUAAUAGAUAGCCACGUAAAACGUCUUGAUGAGGAUUUGACCUACUUUGCAGAGGAUCUAAAGCAAGAAGGAAAAAUUCCACCGGAUGAGCCUGCCAUUCUCCCUCCACUACCUAUUGUUCCUCCAAAGGUUGAGAAACGCAAGUUUUUUUAUGGAACACCUCAAUCAAAGAGACUGGAUUAUAGGGAUAGAGAUUGGGAUCGAGAGCGUGAUAGGGAUUUUGAACUGAUGCCUCCUCCAGGAAGCCAUAAGAGAGAUUUUGCUACCCCUCUUGAUGUUGAUCAACCCAUUGAUCCAAAUGAACCUACUUAUUGUGUCUGCCAUCAGGUGUCAUUUGGAGAUAUGAUUGCUUGUGACAAUGAAAAUUGCCAAGGAGGUGAAUGGUUCCAUUAUGCUUGUGUUGGGCUGACACCGGAGACAAGAUUCAAGGGAAAGUGGUACUGCCCGACCUGUAGGAUGCUUCCACAAUGCCAAUAAAGACAUAUAUCUGUAUUGCAUGAUCUGGGAUGUUUAAGUAAAAUUGCACAUUAUGCAAUCUAAGCAAACCUUUUCAGAGUUUAGGAAGUAGUUAACUGUAAUUCAAUCAAGGGAUAUAGGUGUUGUUACAAAGCUUUGAACCAUUAAAUUUGACAAAGCUUCAGAUUCUUUGAAGUAAAUGUGCAGAAAUCUAACUUUUGAUGGAUUGUAUACGAUCAGAUGUUGCAAGA
This is a messenger RNA of Gossypium arboreum, 1221 nucleotides long. Its product is annotated as PHD finger protein ING2. NCBI's taxonomy places the organism in Eukaryota, Viridiplantae, Streptophyta, Magnoliopsida, Malvales, Malvaceae. The transcript is spliced from 7 exons. The record is from RefSeq and is a predicted model, not a curated record. Bases 197 to 991 code for a protein of 264 amino acids. Gene Ontology annotation, cellular component: nucleus.